AGAGGUUCCAUGCACUGGGGGCAAUUGCUCGUGUUUUGUUUUGGUUGCUUAACAAAUGGAUUGUGUCCGGGAGCAAAUUGCUUCCAGGCCUGCUGAGCUAUGGCGCUACCUUUUGUGGGGAUUUUAGCGGUCUAGUUGGUAGCCAAUCGGAUGCAAAUUGCUUCCGGUUGUUGGCUGCCGCUUCCACCAACAGCCCAAACUACGCUCGUUCAAGCUACUAGGGAGUACCCUAUUUCUAGUUUACCUAGCUAAGUUCUUUGUUGGUCUUUCCUGGAAUCCUUGACUAACUGUCUUUCAUUUUUUUUAUUUUAUUUUUUUAUUUUAUUUUUAUUUUCUUUUCUUUUCUUUUUUUCGGUAUAAAGCAGGCUUCAAGCCCACCACCUUUCUCUGGUAGUUCCCGAACUUCAGUCUCCUUAACUAGUUCACACACAACAUCGUAUUUCACCCCCGAGACAAAGGAUCUUUCUCUCUUACAGUCCACAACAUCUCAUACAAUGGCUAUUGUCGCUGUUGCAGGCGGGACGGGCAAUAUUGGCCGCGCCAUCGUCGAAGCUUUGGUUGCUACUGGAAAGCACAAAGUCAAAAUCCUCGCACGCAAGCCUAACGCUGAAGUCGAGGCUCGGGUUGGCGUGCCUGUUAUCGUAGUCGACUACGACAAUGUUCCGGGUUUGACCAAGAUCCUCGAGGACAACAAGAUCGACACAGUCAUCUCGACCAUCACCAUGAUUCCCAUGGACGGCAGCUCCCCCAAAGAGAUCCAGCUCAUCCAGGCAGCCGACGCAUCCAAGACCACCAAGAGAUUGAUCUCCAGCGACUGGGCUGCUCCAGCCCCUUCUGAUAACGUCGGCUCGCUCCCUUCAGUCAUCAACAGGCUGGCUGCAGAGAAGGAGCUCGCCAAGGUUUCCAAUCUUGAGACGACGCACAUCGUCAACGGCUACUUCCUCGACUUUUUCACGUCGCCCGUCGUCAAGUCUUAUCUGCAGCAAAGGACAUUUUUCAUCGACAUACCCAACAAUGUCGCCGCCAUCCCAGGUAGCGGCGACGUCUCCGUCGUCUUCACUCACUCGGCCGACAUUGCAAAGUUCACUGCCGCCAUCCUCGACCUCGAGAAGUGGGACCCUGUGAGCUAUGUCAUUGGCGACAGGGUUACUCUGAACGAGUUCCUCCGCUAUGCCGAGGCGGCUAAAGGAGUCAAGUUCGACGUCACCUACGAUUCAGUCGAGACGUUGAAGACGGGCGUCGUAACGGAGCUUCCCUCGUACCUGCCAAUGUACCCCUUCUUCCCGAAGCCGGCCAUGCUGGGGUUCCUAGCCACCUUUGGCCAGUGGUUUGAGGCAGGCGUGUUCGACAUCAAGCCGGAGCGAACCCUCAACCACCAGUUCCCGCACAUCAAGACCGGGAAGGUCAAGGACCUCCUCGAGCAGGCCUGGAAGACAACAUGAGGGUCUGGAGGAGACCGAGUCUCUUAUGCCGCGGUGAGUAUCUAGCUAGAAUUUGGAGUUGAAAUUACCAUGACGAUGAGCAAACAUAGAGAUGAAUUUGAGUAAAGU
This is a messenger RNA of Lasiosphaeria miniovina, 1550 nucleotides long. RefSeq lists its product as uncharacterized. The coding region runs from base 495 to 1442 and encodes 315 amino acids. The record is from RefSeq and is a predicted model, not a curated record. The transcript is spliced from 4 exons. Lineage: Eukaryota; Fungi; Ascomycota; Sordariomycetes; Sordariales; Lasiosphaeriaceae.